CGACGCAGUCCUGCCCUCUGCGCUCUAUCACAAGAUCAACAAGGACGAGGCUGUUUUUCUUCUGUCCCACAUCAACCUGUCAGGCCAAAGGGAGAAAAACACACGAGACCUGCGCAUGUGUCAGAACCGGAGGAUCUUAUGUCAUAUCUCCGCAUCCUAACAUUUCAGAUCAGCACACAUCUGUGAUUUCAGCCAUGAGUCUUUCUGGAAACAUCUGCACCUUGAGCUUCUGCGUCCUGCUGUUGUGUUGCUCGGGUUCGUUCAGUCCAGUUCCAUCUGAAGAUCAACACUCGAUUCCAGGAGCGCUCAAAGCUGCCGUGGAGUCUUCUCUCCUCAAGCGGGAUGAUCGUGUGGAUAUGGAGGACAUUCUGGGGCAGUUCCUGCACUUGUUAAACUUCUCAGAUCAGGGGCCCCUGCAGAGGCCCCGAAACAGCCGCGUUGAGCCACCGGAGUACAUGCUGGAACUUUACAACCGCUUUGCCAACGACCGAACCGUCAUGCCGUCAGCAAAUAUUGUGCGCAGUUUCAAGAAUGAAGAUCACUCUGCACACAGUGUGAUGAGCAAAAGCUUGCGAACGCACCCUCUUCUAUUCAACAUCUCUGUCCCGCAACACGAGCAUGUCAUUAAAGCUGAACUGCGCCUGUACACACUUCUCAAGAGAGACGCACGCCACCAUAUCAGAGCGGAAUGGAAGGUCACCAUUCUUGAAAUGCAGAGGGGUGGGCACUCCGGGAAUGCUGCGGAUGCCAAUGACAGCGCAGGUGAGAAAGAUCAGCAUGGAAUGCAGGAGUUGGCAUCGAAUCGCGUCCAUCGCAAGGACAGUGGCUGGGAGGUGUUUGAUCUGACGAAAGCUGUUCAGCACUGGAAAAGGUCAAGCAGUUUGACCCCAAGACUGGAGGUGCAUAUUGAAAAUCUGAAUCGUGACAAUGCUGCGAUACCUUGUAGGAAUACGAAUGAGUGGAACGGUCGACAGUUUGUAGAUCUGGACAUUGACAGGAAUCCGAACGGAAAACACGAGCCAGCGCUCAUCGUCUUCUCAGAUGAUCAUCAGGAAGGCCGGAGAAAACUCAAGCUCAAAAACUCAAAAGAGGAGAAUGAACUGCCCGGCAUCGAUGAACGCUGGACGGAUGAGGACGAAGAGCAGGACGAAGCACUGUUAAUGCAGAUGCACUCAAACGUGAUCUACGACAACGCUCCAAGAGUCCGUCGCAGUGCUAAAGUGGAGGACUGCAGGAGGGCCGAGAUGUACGUAGAUUUCAAAGACAUAGGUUGGGACUCGUGGGUUGUCGCCCCGGCCAGUUAUCAAGCGUACACCUGCCGCGGUUCCUGUAACUAUCCACUGGCUCCGGAAGUAACGCCAACCAAGCACGCCAUCAUCCAAACGCUUCUCAAUCUGAAGAGUCCCCAGAAAGCCUCACAAGCAUGCUGUGUGCCCACCAAGUUACAGCCCAUCUCUCUCCUCUAUGAGAAUAAAAAUGGCGUCGUGGUUUUAAAACAUAAGUACGAGGGAAUGGUGGUUGCGGAAUGUGGAUGCAGAUAAAACCAGACACAACAAAAGACUCUUUCCUGAAUAAAACAAGAUGAAGCGUCUCUAUGGAGGAAGUACGGAAGCAAAAACCAUCUUGCAUCUUCGUGAACUGAACAUCUAGACAUGGCAUGACAUCACUGAGCAAGAACAAGGGCGUGCCACAGCAUUUUUAUUUAGGCCUGUAUACUGUAUAUUUAGCCUUUGUAAAUUAGUACAUUUUCAAAUGUAUCCUCGAAUGUAAUAUACAGUGUUUUGGGGUGUUUAAUCAUUUGUCACAUAUAACUGAGAAUUACAAGCUGAAACUGCUCACAUGACUUGCUGAAAUAAUGCUUGAUUUGAGUGUGGCAUGAGUCUUGUUUCACACGGUUCACACUUUAGGAAGUCAUUCUGGGUAUAUAGGUUUCAAGGUUUCACACUGUACAUUUGUAAACCGUGGGUUAACUUUUUGAUUUGCAUAUUUAUAAGGUCGAUAUCAAUCAUUGGACGUAGGACUGAUCAUUACAAUAACGGCUGUUGCAACUAACUGAGCGUGUCAAAGUGUCAAUUACAGAAUUCUGCACUCCAGAAUUUCGAUAUACUCUAAAACUUUCUAUUUACGAUUUGUUUUUCUGCAACACUGUAACAAAUCAGAGACGUUCGUUGCGCGCAAUGAAUGAUGACUUUGAUGGUCCAGACACAGUCUGACUUUUUGACAUUUUCUGUGCUGGUUUUGCAUAAACCAACCGCUCUUGAAUGGAUGUAAAAAUGCGUUGAAGUGAUUUAAGAGUACAGUCUGAAGCGAUUCGGUCCAGUCCCUGUACUAUAAGCCACUAGUGUCCGUUCCUACUGCUGUCGCUCUAACGUUAUUUAGUAUAUAGGUCGAUAUCAAUCAUUGGAUGUAGGACUGAUCAUUACAAUAACGGCUGCUGCAACUAACUGAGUGUGUCAAAGUGUCAAGUACAGAAUUCUGCACUCCAGAAUUUCGAUAUACUCUAAAACUUACUGCUGUCGCUCUAAUGUUAUUUGUGGACGUAACGUUAUUCUAAUUUUACAUGAAGUAAAUUUUAUUGUCGCCGGACACGCCCUCAUGUAGUUGCUAACGGUCGCUGUCGCUUAUGCCACCGGAAGUCGCCAACUCUCAUUCAAAAUGAGUACAAUUAUGGGCCUAUUUUAAGAGCGCUAAGUGCAGCACUAUGCUGUAAGUCACAAGUGCAAAGUCUAUUGGCAUGGCCAUGAAGUUUUGCGCCAUGAAGGCGCAAGCGGGUUUGGCGAAAGUGUACGUGCACAAAGCACUAAUGGGCCGGGUCAAGUGCAAUUUAAUUUGGAGGUUUGGCACCACCAAUAUAGUCCAUUUCCUGUCAAGCACCAGCGAUAUAAACAAAGUCAGCACAUUCAUGAGAAGUUGGACGUGUAAAUGGACUGUAGGCAAUGAACUAGAAGAAUACAAAUAUGGACUUUUUGUGCAUUAACUGCCUCCUUGUUGAAUGUCAGGCAACAAAUCCAAACAUUUUACCCUCUCCAACUUUCAUCAGCUUCUUUAGCAUUGACUUAAAAAUCACUAUGACAACAGGUGGAAAAACACCAAUACAAAUGAAAUCAUAAAUACAAUUGUAAAUACUACUAAAAAAUAAACAAUGACCUAAAGAUAGUUUAAUGCUCCCACCAAUGCCCACUUGCACUGGCAUGACAAUUGCGCUUAGAAUUGCAUGUAGCCCUUUAUCACUGCAAGUCGUUGCAUGUGUGAACGGAGCUUUAAUGGCUAAUGAAGGUAUUAUCAAAUUAGCUUAAAUAUGAAGUAACCCGUUUUAAUGCAGUAUGAAGCAUGUUUUGUGUUUCACAUGGACACAGUUCUCAGCUUGUUUUGGAUGUUUGCCAACAUAAAGAACAGGGCAUGCAGUUGCCCUAAACAAAACACGUAUUUUAAUGUAAAUUAUAUUGAUCAAAAUUGAUAAUCGUGAAACAAUAUCACGGAAAAUAAUCGGCAAUAGUGAUUUAAUUUUACAAUCUUGCAGCUUAAGGCCAAAACAUACUCUACACAAGUACAUGAAAACGGUUGUGAGCGUUUGGCCACCGCAUUACCAACUCGUGGUCCGGUUAACGUAAUUAGCGUGUUUUUGCAUUACCGUGGUGGGAACUAACAUCAGUACUCAAGGAGGCGAUAGAGGUGCGUUCAAACGCCACAGUGCCAUUAAACUAAAUGUGUUAUUAUUCUGGUAAGUUUCUAUAAUGUAUUAUAGAAAUAUAAUCUCGCUAUACCGCCCCCUUGUGGCAAUGUCGAGAAUGCAACGAGGGCUUGAGUUGUUUAAUGAAUUGCGGUCGGACACAUUUAGGAAUGCCACUAUGAGGUGCAAAUUGCAUGUUGUGUUGCAAAUCGAGCUUGUGUAACUAGAAGCGUCUGCGUUUACGUACUUGCGUACCCCACGAGCCUGUGUUACUGCUAAUCUAUGGACCUCUUUGGGUGAGUUUGGAAUGGCAUACUUGCAUUAUUACUCUUACUACUUCUGCCAUUUACAUCUAUGGCAGACAUAGACAUGUUCUGAACCCAUCCUUUAUCUGUGGUAAUAUCUUAGAGCAAAUCUGCUCUUGUCUUUCGUCUUCUGAAACACUACAAAAACACACCGCACCAGUUUGCCGUCACUGAUCGACUUUUUACCAGUUACCCUCAGAUGGAGAACAUGAUGCGUGAACUUUCCUGUGACUGUACAGAAUGUGUGAAUACAGGGUUUAAUCCGGCGCUAACCCGCUUUCAAAAUUGCAAGUGAGAAACGUUGCUUUACCUGGGGUUAAAAGCGGGGUUAGGUUGAGAUGAUCGCGGGGUUUAGCGGUGUAUGAAAGACCCUUAAACUGGUGAAUCUGGUGGUCCAGCAACAACUUUUUUUGGUGAUGCUGGCCUGGGUGACCAAGGACAUUUAGCUGGAUAAUAUACUCAAGAAAUCUCGUUGGAACACGAGCACAGCGGCCGCAUCCAAAACACAACAUAUGCUGUUUCUUUGCAGACUUUUAUUCAUAUACAAAUGAGGAAUACAGCAAAAGUGAUUCAUCCUAAGAAGGCAAUAAAUUGAGAAGAAGAACUAGAGGAAGGAAUUUUAAGAAGAAGAAGAAGAAAGAAUACUGUAGGGAGGCUUUAGUAGGGAAACUAUUCAGUCAACAGCACACUGUGAAAUAACGCUGAAUUGACCCAAAACAUUCUUCCGUCCUGAAGGUUCCUCUGAACUGUAAUAAUCGACCCGCCACUCUGUUGCUCACAUGCCUUGCGAGCCACUGCCACGCUCUCUACCACACAGCUAUGAUAACGAGGUGUCAAAAACAGAGAAGUGUAUGACCCCUCACUCCGGAUGAGACCUCAUUCCAAGUGUUGUGUAGUUGGACUGGAGAGCCGUCAAAUUCCUGAGCACCCACAGCAACAGUCUCCAACGAUGCUCACGCUUCCUUUCCCCCACACAAGUCUCUGCCAGAUUGUCCCUCGCUCUCUCCAAUGGGACCCCUACACCUUAAAACAUGUCUACUGUUAAGAUGACUAGAGGCGAGUUCACAACGACCCAACAAAUGACAAUAGGGUUAACGAACUGAUCCAACAGUGUUGGGAACGCUAUGCUGGAACGGCAUAUUCCCAAGCUACAGUUCAUUUAUAUGAACCGUCUGAAAGAACCGACUGGCUAAAAUGAAUCAGAGUUCCCAACGUUAAAUAAAGGGAAUAUACAAUAUACUAAUGGAAACCCUACUCACCAACACUCAAUCCGAGACGUCCCUAGUGUUGGCAUUUGGUGUUUGUUGGCAUUUGUUGGGGCAGUGUGAACCAACCUUAGUAUAAUCUGCCAUGCAACUUUUCUUUUUAUUUAUAAAAGUCUCAUUAUGAGUUUGUGUGUGUUUGAUUUAUGUUGCAUAUACUCAAGCAAACUUUCUUCCAUGCAUCUCAAGUAAAAUCAAAGUCUUUAUGAAAGUAUCUGUUUAGAGCAGGGGCGCCCAAUACGUCGAUCGCGAUCUACCAGUCGAUCGCAAAGGCAAUGCUGGUAGAUCGCACAAAAUUUAAAUGUACUUUCGUUA
This is a messenger RNA of Xyrauchen texanus (razorback sucker), 5552 nucleotides long. RefSeq names its product bone morphogenetic protein 10-like. The record is from RefSeq and is a predicted model, not a curated record. Gene Ontology annotation, cellular component: extracellular region. The transcript is spliced from 2 exons. NCBI's taxonomy places the organism in Eukaryota, Metazoa, Chordata, Actinopteri, Cypriniformes, Catostomidae. Bases 195 to 1541 code for a protein of 448 amino acids. Gene Ontology annotation, biological process: BMP signaling pathway; SMAD protein signal transduction. Gene Ontology annotation, molecular function: cytokine activity; growth factor activity.